UACCAUCGCGAGUCUCCUACUGGCCACACAAGCCUAUCGCCCAUCCGCAUCCCCACGCCUUUGAACCACAAAACAUCGUCUAGCAGUAUACGGCUGCUCACGCGAACCCCGAGCCUCAGGGCUGCCCUUGCGCAUUCAAUUGGAUCUGCUAGCGGUACUAGCAGUGUCAUUUCAAGCCCUAUGAUUACUGCAAUGGGAGACGUGACGCCUUUGCCGAGCCCUCUUUUGUCGGGAGAAUCUCCUGGGCCGUGGAAGAAGCUGACUGUCGGCUCUGUAUCCCCUCCUCAACAUCGCAGUCUGUUGAGCAGUCUUGGUGAGGAUUUGCCCUCGAUGGCGGCCCCGGCAGGGCCAAUGAGAGGCUCCAAUCCAGCGGCUUCUUCUUCGAGACGCAAACUAUAUGCCAGCCUAGCCGAAAAUGAUGGCGCCAGUCAGCCUUUGCCCAAACUCUCGCAACAACUUCAACAUGAAACUCAGUCUCAACCUCAUACAAGAAAUCGAAGUCUCAGUGAAUAUACGGCGCCAGAUCCCACUGCCAUUCCUAAGAGGAUUGUAUCGGUAUCUGGUCCUCACGCGAAACCUGAUCCUCAAGGUCCUCAGAUGAAAAGAGAGCAGAAUCUAGCAGAAUCACGCGGUCUAUCUCCUAGCGUUACAAAGCCGCCGACCCCUCCCCCUAGCGAGUCAUCCAGGGACACGGCAGAUGCUUCAUCAGCCUCACGCUACGAGUAUUUCGAAGCUUAUGACCGACAUGAUCGGAAGCGGAGACGCUGGCGCUCGGUACGAACUGUGGGUCAAGGUACCUUUAGCAGAGUUGUAUUGGCUACCAGUCAGAUGGAUCAGCCCAAAAACCUCAAUGCCGAUUCAGGAACCAACAUUGCCGUAACAGAUCCCCCGCUUGACCGAAAGACAUUGGUAGCUAUCAAAGUGUGCGAGCAUGGUCCUCAAGGAGGGGCCAGCGAGGAACGUGUUGAGAUGAGCCUCAAGCGAGAAUUGGAAAUCAUGCAGUACAUUCAUCAUCCUAGUCUGGUUGACCUCAAGGCAUGGAGCAUAGAACCCACGAGAGCCAUUCUCGUCUUGACUUACUCUCCUGGAGGAGACCUGUUUGAUGUCGCUACGGCCCACCGAAAGCUUUUGACACCACCUCUAUUGAGAAGGAUUUUCGCUGAGCUGGUUGGCGCCGUGAAAUAUCUUCAUGAACAAAUGAUUGUCCAUCACGUUCUCGUCAAUCUUACACCCAAUGAGCUUGCAGACCCAUCAGUCAACUGGAGCACAUACCCGCAUUCAGUGAUUGCUUUGGCUGAUCUGGGCUUGUCAAGACGAAUCGCCGAGGAUGAGAAGCUUGAGACGCGAUGUGGAUCAGAAGAUUACGCCGCUCCUGAAGUCAUCAUGGGUCAGCCUUACGACGGGCGUGCUACUGAUGCGUGGUCACUUGGUGUGCUUCUAUACGCUCUUCUCGAGUCUCGACUUCCAUUUGAUCCUCCUCCAGGCAUGAACGAUUCUCAUAAAAUGAGGAGUCGAAAGAGCCACCGGAUUGCUAGAGGCGAAUGGCGUUGGAUCGAGUACGGGGGCGAUGACGGUGACCAUGAAGGCAACGAAGCUCGUUUCAGAGAAAGGGGCCUCUUGGACGCCAUGCACAUCACAGAGGGCCUUCUCAAGCGUGCCCGAAGCCGCUGGACGUUGCAGCAAGUUUUUAACACGCCUUGGGUGCAAGCUGGAAUUACCGUGGAAGGCGGUAUACGCUUUCGAGAA
Molecule: messenger RNA, 1746 nt
Organism: Trichoderma atroviride IMI 206040
Lineage: Eukaryota; Fungi; Ascomycota; Sordariomycetes; Hypocreales; Hypocreaceae
Source: RefSeq, a predicted model, not a curated record